AUGAAUCGGCCAGAUUUCAUAGACAGAAGUGCGAAACGACAGACUUGCAUGCAAUUCAUUAAUCAAACAAGGACAAUCGAACGGGCAACCAAACGCAAGUUGCUGUCACAGCAAAUGGGACGGCAGCAGGCGUUAAACGCUCUAAGCAGUGCGGAGGUGCAGCAGCUCGCGAGGGAACUCGCUGGGCAGCUUAGACGCAAGAAUGUUGGAUCAAAAUUUAUAAGUGAACACGAAAUGAAGAAACAUUCUGAAAAAAUCUACAAGUCUUUGCCGGAAGUAGUGAAAAAGAAAGAGGAAUUGAAAAAAGAAAACGCGAAAAAGACAAAUUUGUUGAUGGCUAAUAUAUUUAAAAAGAAUCUCCAGAAGAAGACUCUUUGCGGAUCUGUCAACCUGUCAAAUUACAGCACCGUUCUAAAGAUU
This is a messenger RNA of Iphiclides podalirius (scarce swallowtail), 420 nucleotides long. Lineage: Eukaryota; Metazoa; Arthropoda; Insecta; Lepidoptera; Papilionidae. The record is from the annotation of a GenBank genome assembly.